Bemisia tabaci is the source of this 1237-nucleotide messenger RNA. The record is from RefSeq and is a predicted model, not a curated record. NCBI's taxonomy places the organism in Eukaryota, Metazoa, Arthropoda, Insecta, Hemiptera, Aleyrodidae.
UCCGUUACCAAAGCUUUUCCUUCUCCAUUGAAUUGAACCCUCUAUUGUCAUUUGUCAGUUCCUGUCUUUUGCUCUGUUGGGUGAUGGAGUACUCUGAUAAAGAAAGCCUAUAUCACAUUGGUGCUUGUGAGGAUAGCGAUGGGCGGGAAGAAAUUACUAUUAUACCCACCAACUGGAUAUCCUCGAAAGGACAUUGUUAUUGGCCCUCCAGGCCACCUAAAAGAAACACAUCCAAACUGAUUGCUAAUCGAGUCGAAACAAACAAAUUUCCAGAGUACGAGUGGAUUUCGUGUAAAUACCGACCAUUGUACACAAAUAUCUAUUCUUACCAAGACGCAUUGAAGUAUGAACGGAAAGCGAUAGACACGUCCGAUCUUGGCACACCAGAAGAAGAGAAGAGAAAGAGGCAAAAACCUUGGAGACUUGCCUCUAGCUCUGACGAAGAAUGCUCGUCUCCAUACCCUAAAAUUCCGAGCAUUUUAUCAAGGGCUUUCAAACAAACGGAGGUGGUGAGACAGGAGCUAUUCCCUUCAACUUCUGAUCAAGAAGAAAUGACAUCUAAUGAAAGUGAGACAAAAGGAAGAACAGGCUACGAAAGCAAUGCGAAGGUGACCCCACUCAAAUCUGUCUCCAGCGAAAGUAGUAGUAGAAACGUUGAUCUGACUCCAGUGAAACUUAGGAAGAAAGUUUCACAAACCAAAAAUCAAGAGAAGGAGCAGAGUAAGCCUUCUGCUAAGUCAAUUAAAAUUGAUAAGAUCAUACCUCUGCAGGCCAGUCCUAAUCGACAAGAGAACCUGACUUGCCAAGACAGGGAUGAUGUGUCAAGAGUGGAAAGAAGUAGUGGUAAAAAUUUGAAUCUAACUCCAGUAAAACCAUUAGUUAAGAAAGUUUCACAGAAGAAAAAUAAAGAAAAAGAACAGACCAUUCCUCUGCAGCCCAGUCCUAAUAGACAAGAGAACCUGAUGCAAAAUCAAGAAAAUGAACCGACCAUUUCUCUGCAGCCCAGUCCUAAUAGACAAGAGAACCUGACGCAGCAGGAUCGCGCAGGAGGGGCCUCGACUCAAGAUCAAUUUAGAGCUCAAUUUGAAGCUCUAAGCAGCAAGGACCAGCUCUAUUAUGUGGCAAGUAAGCUAACCGAUAUGUUUUUCAAAAUGAAUUUAUUUGCUGUGUUUGCUUGCUAAUCGAUUGUGAAACUACCAAACCUACCUUGGUUUGCAACAUUUCAAAUCUCCUGUCA